AUGGCGGUGUGGGCGAGAGUUCUGGUCCUUGCCUGCGGUGGAGCGUUGUGGGACUCGCUCAGGCGAAGCUCGGUUGCCGCCUCACCCAAGCAGGUAGUUUCGGCAAUGCGGCGUUGCUCGCACUCGUCGAGGCGGCGGUGUGCCUAUUCUCACCUGCGGGGAGUUGUGGGUGGCGGCUGGAAAGGAGCUGGCGGCGUCACCGCACCAUCGCAUUUGGCGCGUGGAUUGUGGGGGGCAAUGGCGCGUCCGCCGAGCCACCGAGACCGUCUUGAAGUUUGCCUCUACGCAGGGGAGAGGUCAAGCGAAGAGGAUAUCGCCCCACGGCCCAUCAGCCCCGCAGGGUCCUACGGGGCAUGGGGGCAAUGUGGGCGGUGCAGAAAUACGAAUCACGUCGUGCAGGCG
Messenger RNA from Trypanosoma rangeli, 402 nucleotides. RefSeq lists its product as uncharacterized. NCBI's taxonomy places the organism in Eukaryota, Euglenozoa, Kinetoplastea, Trypanosomatida, Trypanosomatidae. The annotation marks the transcript as partial. The transcript has a single exon. The record is from RefSeq and is a predicted model, not a curated record.